Messenger RNA from Thalassophryne amazonica, 3531 nucleotides. It is a transcript of the gene rps6kal, whose product is annotated as ribosomal protein S6 kinase a, like. Gene Ontology annotation, molecular function: ATP binding; ribosomal protein S6 kinase activity; magnesium ion binding. NCBI's taxonomy places the organism in Eukaryota, Metazoa, Chordata, Actinopteri, Batrachoidiformes, Batrachoididae. The record is from RefSeq and is a predicted model, not a curated record. The transcript has 22 exons. Gene Ontology annotation, biological process: protein phosphorylation. The coding region runs from base 276 to 2459 and encodes 727 amino acids.
GGACUGGGGGAAAUCCUUAACGGAUUGCGUCAUAAAUACGUCAAUAAAUUCAUUCCCUGACGAUCAGGUACCACUGUAGCCGCCAUAUUCACAUCUAUGGCAGGGUAGCGGUGCUGUCCAAGCAUCCCGGCGCUGACCCAGAUCCCGUCCCGAUCGCGGUCUGCGGGAUCCGAUCGUAGCGGAACAGCCACAGUUCAACACCGGGAGGACAUGCGACGUGGAGCGGGCUCUGGGCGGACUAUGAUGCCUUAGAGUUGGAGGGAUCCUGGCACAAGAUGGAGGGAAACAGCGUUAUUAGUGAGGUCAAUGGACAUCAGAUCAUGGACGAGCCCAUGGAGGAGGGAGAGUCUUUCACACACUGUGAUGACGGGGCGUAUAAGGAGAUUCCCAUCACUCACCAUGUGAAAGAGGGCUGCGAGAAAGCUGACCCGUCUCAGUUUGAACUACUCAAAGUCCUCGGUCAGGGCUCCUUUGGCAAGGUAUUUCUUGUCAGGAAGAUCAUGGGUCCAGAUGCUGGUCAGUUAUAUGCAAUGAAAGUUCUAAAAAAGGCAUCUUUGAAAGUCAGGGAUAGAGUUCGCACUAAAAUGGAAAGAGACAUUUUAGUGGAAGUCAAUCAUCCCUUCAUAGUGAAAUUGCACUACGCCUUUCAGACAGAAGGGAAACUGUAUUUAAUACUGGACUUUCUCAGGGGAGGGGAUGUAUUCACUCGCUUAUCCAAAGAGGUUAUGUUUACAGAGGAAGAUGUGAAAUUCUACCUUGCAGAGCUGGCCCUGGCCCUCGACCAUCUGCACAACCUGGGCAUAGUUUACAGAGAUCUCAAGCCAGAGAACAUCUUACUUGAUGAAGCUGGACACAUAAAGUUAACAGACUUUGGCUUGAGCAAAGAAUCGGUGGAUGCUGAUAAGAAAGCUUAUUCCUUCUGUGGUACGGUGGAGUAUAUGGCCCCUGAGGUGGUCAACAGGAGAGGACACACACAGAGUGCAGACUGGUGGUCUCUGGGAGUACUUAUGUUUGAAAUGCUAACAGGGACGUUACCAUUCCAAGGGAAGGACCGCAGUGACACCAUGAACAUGAUUCUCAAAGCAAAGCUGGGAAUGCCGCAGUUCCUAAGUUUUGAAGCCCAGAGUUUGCUAAGAACGCUGUUUAAAAGAAACCCAGCUAACAGACUAGGGGCUGGACCUGAUGGCGUAGAGGAGAUCAAGCGCCAUGCUUUCUUUUCCACCAUCGACUGGAAUAAACUGUACAGGAGAGAGCUGCAGCCUCCAUUCAAGCCUGCAGCAGGUAAACCAGAUGACACGUUCUGCUUCGACCCAGAGUUCACCGCUAAAACGCCUAAAGACUCCCCAGGUAUCCCUCCCAGUGCAAAUGCCCACCAGCUCUUCAAAGGCUUCAGUUUUGUUGCUCCAACCUCAAUGGAUGAGAGCAAAAUCUCCCCACUGCUCAGCAUACUCCCUAUAGUUCAGAUGCAUGGGGGUGCAGCCAAGUUUUCUGAUCUGUAUGAGCUUCAGGAGGACAUAGGGGUUGGUUCCUACUCCAUUUGUAAACGCUGUGUACACCGAGUCUCUUCCAUAGACUAUGCUGUGAAGAUUAUCGACAAAAGUAAGAGGGACCCCUCUGAAGAGAUCGAAAUCCUGAUGCGAUAUGGGCAACAUCCCAACAUCAUCACUCUUAAAGAUGUGUACGAUGAAGGCAGGUAUGUGUACUUGGUGACAGAGUUGAUGAAGGGAGGGGAACUGCUGGAUAAGAUUCUCAGGCAGAAAUUCUUCUCUGAGAGAGAGGCCAGUGCUGUGCUCUACACCAUCACCAAGACUGUUGACUACCUCCACUGCCAGGGGGUGGUACACAGAGACCUGAAGCCCAGCAACAUCCUUUAUAUGGACGACUCGGGGAAUCCUGACUCCAUACGGAUCUGUGACUUUGGUUUCGCCAAGCAACUACGUGGGGGCAACGGCCUGCUUCUCACUCCCUGUUACACUGCCAAUUUUGUGGCACCAGAGGUACUAAUGCGGCAAGGUUAUGAUGCAGCUUGUGAUAUAUGGAGUCUUGGGGUUCUACUGUAUACCAUGCUGGCAGGGUACACACCAUUUGCUAAUGGGCCAAAUGACACACCUGAAGAGAUUCUUCUACGAAUAGGGUCUGGAAAGUUUUCUCUGACAGGUGGCAACUGGGAUACUGUAUCAGACUCAUCAAAGGACCUGCUGUCACAUAUGCUCCACGUGGACCCUCACCAGCGUUACACAGCGGAACAGGUUUUAAAACAUUCCUGGAUCACCUGUAGAGAUACGUUACCACACUUCCAGCUCACACGCCAUGAUGCCCCACACCUCGUCAAGGGAGCCAUGGCUGCCACCUACUCAGCUUUGAGCCAGAAGACAAGUCAGCCAGUGUUGGAGCCCGUUGCAGCCUCCAGUCUGGCCCAGAGACGCAGCAUGAAGAAACUCACCUCAACGGACAUGUAGAUGCAUACCGCUCGCCCGCUAACUUUGACCUGACACUUAUACUCACAUGCACAAAAACGGACCCAAAACUCUGGCCAGUCCAACCGUCUCAGUUUUUAACCUACUUAUUUAGCACACUCAUCAUAUACAUACACACACACACACGCACGCUGGAUGAGGUUUGAUAGAAGAGGGACACACACUCACAUAUCUAUUACUGCUGUGGAGACAAACUUGUAUUUAUUUCCACAGCUUUCAUAUGCACUUGCCCUCCUCGCCUUUCAUUCUUUCUUCCUUGUCUGGGGAAGGAACACACCAGCUGAUGUUCUACUUCACUGUGAUUGGCUGACUCAAAGCUGCUUUGGUAAACUGUGCCCCCUGCCCCGCCCACCUCCACACUGCUCUUCAUCUGCGCUUUGCCGUCUUCUCCUCCUCAGUGCUCUUCCUUUCCCCAUUUGCUUUGGCGCUGUUCUUUUCUUCAAAGUGAAACAAUGGUUUAUGCCUGAGCGUGUUGGCUAGAUAAUGUUGAUAUUGAGGGAAAAUGUCGGUCCAAAAGCAUCUCUCGAGACUCAUGCAUUUUAAAAUGUUACGCUUCCACAUGUACAGAUAUCCUUCCAGCAGGAGAUUUCAAAUAAUAAUUAAAAAACAGUCCCUUAAGAUCAAGCUCAUCUACCAGCACCGUUGAUAACAUAAAUGCAUGUGUCGAUGGAACGUGUACUUCUCUUUCCUUUGAAUUUCAUCGUCUGACUCUUGUUACUUUGUGAUGCCUCCAGUGUAUCAAAAGAGUAAAAUAAGCUGCAGAUGGACAGAAGAUACUUCAGACAUUUUAGAGAAUGUGGUAAGAUAUUAAGUUUGUUCAACAAAAAACGAGGAUUAUGAAGAGCAUGUGGAGGAGCUGUAGGGAUUUCUCUGGGGGGGAUGGGAUGUACUCUGUCGAACCAGAGAGGCUGAAUUAACAAAUUUCCAUUGAUAUCUCUUCUAAAAGACAUUGUGGAAAUUGUAUGAUAUUGUAUUUAUUUUAUUUGAUUUUUAAGAUUCUAUUUUUCUUUCAGGUUCUGUAUAUAUUGACAUUAAAGAUCAUUAUUGACAUGCA